UUCUCGGUUCUGGGUUCUCAUUUUCCGGCGCAGUUGGUUGUAGACAUUUUCCCGGUACGGACGUGCGUUGUACGGCGGAAAUUCUCAAACACGUUGCGAACACGGGACUGGCAGAUAAACCAGAAAAAAAGAAUCAGCAGAGAAUCACAAUAAUUCCGUUCGGUUGUUGCGGUUUUCGGUUCGCAACUUAAUUUCAUUAGCCCGCCGGAAAGAGCGCGAGGAAAUGUCAGCCGUCGAGCAGCCGUGCAAAUAGUUACCCCAAAAUGGCCAAAUAAAGAAGCAAGAGCCAAUGAACUUGCUAAAAACUUGAACUAACCACAAGAAGGAGGAGUAGCCGGAUCCGGAACGGGAGCCAGAGGAGGAGCAGGGCCAGUGUCAGGGAAUCAUGGGCGACUUACAGGCCACCAUCGAGUUCUCCGUCGAGCUGCACAAGUUCUUCAAUGUGGAUUUGUUUCAGCGCGGGCUCUACCAGGUGCGUUGUGGCCUUCGGGUCUCGCCCCGUCUGCCCGUCCAGGUGGAGACCAGCAUACCGGAAACCAACGGACCCGGUAAAGUGAACGGACACGCCAACGGUCCUGGAUCCGCCACCGACCAUGGGAGCGACAGCAGCGACCGGGGCGAGCAGUUGUCGCCGGGGGAAGUGGCUCCACCCCUGGGCGGGUCCUCCCUGCCGGGCAGCUGCUCAUCCGCCUCGGUUAUCAACGGGAGCGGCGCCUCGCGCAUCUUUCAGAUACUCUACCGCAACGAGGAGGUUCCGCUGCGCGACAUCAUCCACUUUCGCAGCCACUUGCUGGUUGACAGUCGUCACCUAAAGGAGUCCAUUGAACGGGCCGAGUUUUCGCUGCAACUGGAGCUCUGGUUUGGGGAGCAGAACGGCGUAAGCAAUGGGAGCAAUGGAAUGGGUGGCAGUUACUCGAGCGUCGGCUCCUCAACACUGACACUGGCCUCCACGAGGAACCUGCAGCUUAACUUCCAUCCAGGACGUGGCCUUCACUAUCAUCUGCCGGUGCUGUUCGACUAUUUCCACUUGGCGGCCAUCAGUGUGGGCAUUCACGCCAGUCUCGUGGCCCUCCAUCAGCCCUAUAUCAAGAAAAGCAUGUUCUCGUACAUGAAAUUCUGUGCCCCUCGGAGUUCGAAGCCAUGGAGUGCCGGAAAGUUGAGCUGCCGGGGAAAUACAUCGCCGGGACCUUUGGAGGCGGUGUUCUUUGGACCCCAAAUAGGUGGCACUACCAAAUGCAGUGGAGGUCCUGCAGGGAGAUUGCUCCAGUCCAGAGCCAUUCACCGAGAGAUCUGCUGCCUGCUGCUGGGAGCCAUCGAACAGCUGAAAGCCACUUUAAAUGAGUUCAGUACAGUGUUACCUCCAAGCAUUAACUCGCAGAUCGGAUCGCCGCCUUUGAGGGAAAACGAUACGGCCGAGAGAUUGCAACUUCUGCUGGAUCAGGCCAAGCAACUAGAGGCCGAGGAGGACUUCGCGAUUCGAGCCAACUCCGACAUAGCCCAGCUAUGUGCGGAGAGUAUUUUCUGGUGGCGGCGCGUCCUCUUGGCCUCCAGAUCUUCGACAGCUGUGCACACGCUCCUGGCCCGAAAGCAUCACAUCCUGAGGGUGCGGCGUUUUGCGGAAGGUUUCUUUGUUCUGGAGCAGCCGCGUCAUGCCGCCGCCGCGGGCUGCCAGGAGCAGGCCAAUGGUUCACCCUCUCCAGGCCAUUGUCAGGGCUAUGUGGCCAUUGCUGAGUUGGCGCGGAGGAGUCGCUACCUUCAGUCCCUGCCACCUCUGCCCGUUCACUGCACCCCUAUCGACGGGGAUGCUUCGUCGCUGCCCUUGAUUUUCGAGGAUCGUUAUGUCACGUCCGGAAAUGGGUACAAUAGACGGAGAUCCGGCAGUGAUACGCAGCUGGAUGAGACAAUUUCGGUGGGUGGAUGCCAGAAACAGAAGGUGGACAAGACCCACUCCAGCAGCAGCUUGAAUGGGAUUAAGGACUGCCUCGCAUGUCACUUCGAUUACGAUUACCCGCAGACGAAUGGUUCCGGGCCGGCUCAUCCUCAUGCCAAGUGUGUGGUCACCCCGCGAUUCGCUCUGGGCGGGGAAGUGCUCCAAGCGAGUCUCACCAUAGCCCCCAACAAGGAGCUACCUCCUCCCGCUGUGGUUACUCCCCCCAUCUCUGCGGCACUGCGUCACAACCUGUCCAGACACUCAGUCACCGGACUACUUGAGGAUCUUGGCCUGGACACUAGCCUGCCGGCCAGGCACAGCAAGUCUCUGGACCAGUUGGAUGGCUGUGAGGGAUUGCCCUCGAGUCAGCAGCCUCCGACCAGUAAUCACACGCUGCCCCGACUCCAGGCUGAUGAUUUGAUGAGGAACAUCUGUGAAUUCCGGCAGCGUUAUGGAAAGUUUGAUUACCUGCACGAGAUUAAGCUCCUUAAUCCUCCCAAGCAGCACCAGCAACAGCCUCAGCAGCAACAACAUCAGUCGCAACAGUGCGCCAAUGGCUACAACUCCCUGCCCAAGUCGAUGGUGCCGCCGAGGAACUCGUAUCCCCCGCCGCCUCCAAGUCAGCAUACCACCAUGCCCCGGAGCAGCUCAUCGCAAAUUCCUCGAGCCGUAGAAAUAGCCAGAGUACGUGUGUCGGACAUUAAGGAGAUGCUGCGCCAGGGCCAGUUGAGAAAGGAGUCCAGCAGCUCCGAGAGCGACAUGAUGCAGAAGCUCCAGAUGCUGAGCUCCAACAGUGUGCCCUUCCGCUUGGAGGGAGCCGGGAACGGGACCAGCAACAACAACACCACUAGCAGUGAUCCCAACACAAGCGGUUUCAGUGAAUCCCUGCCCAAUCUGGCUCCUCCGCCGGAAUUCGAUUCAGACUCGCAGUUGAGGCGGCAGCGAAGUAACUCCACUUCCUCGUUGAGCGAAGAGAGUGGCUGGGUGAGCAGCCGUAGGAGCUCUUUGGCCCUCUCCAGUCCGGACACUAUCACCAGUACGGGCUUGAGCAACCGCCAGAGGCACACACAACUCAAUUUGGGCAUGGGCAUGGCCAUGGAGACGCGACUGAAUGGGGAGCAAUUGAGAUUGCGCCUCCAGAAGGUGCUCGAGCAGCAACAGCUCCAGCAGCAACAUCCACACAAGACCCGUAAGCGGCAGGCAGCUGGAUCCUCUAGUCAAAGCCGUACUCCUGCCCGGCAGCAGGUGGCACAGCCGGAGGUGCACAAGAAGAUCUCCUCGGUGACGGUGAAUGUGAAGAGGGAGCGCUCUCGCUUCCAAUUAGAUAGACUUCGUCACCUGCCCAAUGGGGAAUCCACGGAGGUGGAGGAAAUGGAGCCGCCGCCCCGUAGAAACCGACACAAGACUGCCUCGGCCGGCAGGUGCGAGAAAUCCAAGUCAGAUUUUGAUAUUACAAGCAUGAAGGAUAUGCAGCCGCUGGAUGCGGUGUGCCUGCCGCCUCCUCAACAGUUUCAGGACCAAGAACAGGAAGUGCCCAUGAUCCUGGCUCCACCACCACCGGAUGAAUUCCGGGACCCGCCACCAGAACCAGCACCUACAGCUCCUAUAGCAACUGCUCCGGUGCCAGUUGCUGUUCCUGUAUCACUACCGCCCUCCGGAAAAGCCAAAGUAAUCACCUGUCAUUUGCCACCACCGUUGAAGGAACGUCAGCCCGUGGGUGCCAUUGACAAUCCAGUAUACCACAUUUACGAGUCACUGCGUCCCAUCUCCACGCCAGCCAUAUUCAGCAACAAGCCUGUUCUAAAAUCUCACAGCUUGGCGGAAUUGAAGAGGCCCCAGAACUUGCAGAACCUUCAGAAUCUGCAGAAUCCUCAGGGUCAUCAGUGCAAGUCCCAUGCCGUAAAUGGUAAUGGUUUAGAAAACGGUUUGGAUCCGGAACCUGAUGAAAACAAGGAGAACUCCAAUGGCCAAGUGAAAAGCAACAAACAGAAUUCUGCAACUAAUACCAACUCGAAGCACAAACGAAAGGGUCAGGUAAACGGAGGCUCCCCUUCCGUCCAGGAGGCUCCGCCCAGCAUCUCGCUUUUGGAAUUUGAGAAAUACCGUGAGGAGUUCCGGAAGCAGAUUAAAUACCAGGGUAGCAUCUACUCAGAUUACGUCCAGCUGGCCUCUGAGUUGCCGUAUUUCUACAUCAGCGAUGAGUAUCGAGCCUUUUCGCCAAAUGGGAUGCAUUUGGUGAUUUGUGUCCAUGGAUUGGAUGGAAAUUCAGCGGAUCUCAGAUUGGUCAGGACCUACCUGGAACUUGGAUUGCCUGGCGUUAAUCUGGAGUUUCUCAUGUCGGAGAGGAAUCAGGGAGACACCUUCUCGGACUUUGACACCAUGACUGAUCGGCUGGUAACCGAGAUACUCUACCAUAUCGAUAGCUGCGCUCUGAAUCCAGCUCGCAUCUCAUUUGUGGCCCAUUCUCUGGGCACCAUCAUAGUCCGGAGUGCACUGGCCAGGCCUCAGAUGCGUCCGCUGCUGCCCCGGCUGCAUACCUUUCUCUCCCUGUCGGGACCACAUCUGGGCACUCUUUACAAUACCAGUGGCUUAGUGAAUAUGGGCAUGUGGUUCAUGCAAAAGUGGAAAAAGUCUGGCUCCUUGCUGCAACUUUGCAUGCGCGACACCACCGACAUGCGGAAUAGUUUCCUCUACAGACUGAGUCAAAGGAGCACCCUGCACCACUUCAAGAACAUCCUGCUCUGUGGCUCCAGCCAGGAUCGUUAUGUUCCAGCCCAUUCCGCACGAUUGGAGCUCUGUAAAGCGGCUAUGAGAGAUAGCUCUACCUUAGGCACUAUAUACAGGGAAAUGGUACAAAACGUAAUUGCUCCGAUUUUGGCCAGACCGGAACUGACUCUGGCCCGUUUUGAUGUCCAUCAUGCUCUGCCGCAUACGGCGAAUACUUUGAUUGGAAGAGCUGCCCAUAUUGCUGUCCUGGAUUCGGAAUUAUUCAUCGAAAAAUUUAUGCUGAUCGCAGGAUUAAAGUACUUCAGUUAACUAGAAAGCUGAGAGUCCUUAAGAACCAACUUGACAGUUUUAAAAGUAAAAUAGAACAGUGCAUACUUAUUAUUAUUUGAUUUAAUUCAAUAAUUUAUAUACAUUGUCUCAAAUUUAAAUAUUAAGUUAAUUUGAUUUCUUACAGAUUAUUCUAAAAAGUUCCUAAUGAAAUUACAGUUAAUUUCAAAGAAUACUUUAAACUUGAACAAUUAUUUGUUUUAUUUUUAUCCUGCAACUUUUUAAACUGGUAAUACAUUUAAAUUUUGAUACUUUCUUUCUUUAACAAAUAUGUACUGAUAUUUUUAUUAAAAGUUAAAAAUAAAAGUUAUCUAAACAGGGUAAUCAUCACAGUCAAAAUGAAACUAGAUACAUCAGAUGAGCCAACUGAUUUCAAUUGAUUUGCAAUUGGAACAAGGAAUUUAUUGAAGAAAAUCGUUAGACUUGAAUUUUUUACCAAUGCAACUCUUUUGUAGCGAAUUGAUACUCACAGAUACAAAAACCAACAUUAAAAAAAUCAAAAACAAAAGAAUUUUUAAUCAAAAAACUAUAACCAAAAAAGCGGCAUAACUGUUUAAAACGUGUUAUCGAUACUUACAUUUUUUAGCUCUAAGAUUUGAAUCACAUACAAACCAAAAAAAUAAUAAUAAUAACGAAAAACAGAAGCCAAAGACAUCAUACAUAAGUAGUGUUAAAUUCAAGUUCAAAACUAUACACGAGACUAUUUCGAAACACGUUGAAUUGAAAAAAAGGAAGUGAACGAUAACAAGAAAAUGAUCAUGUUGAGUAUACGUAACUAUCGAUAGUAGUGGAGCACGGAAAUGGCAAGGUUGCAUUUUGAUGAAAUUAGCGAAAUAGUAUUAGCAAUUUUUAAGACUAAUCAAAAAAACACACAUACGCAGAGGCGACAAAAUGGUUUUUCCAAAUCUUUUUACUGCUAGGAAUGUGAACAAAUUUAGAAGAACUAGAAAUAGAGUAGAGGUAGUGAUUGAAUUAGGCGAGUUGUUGGUAGCUGAGUGCAUUUUUGGGGGUCGUCAAUUAAGUUAAGAAAUCGGAUAGAGAGAGAUUUUUUUGGAAGGUUUAGAUUUUUCAUUGGGAUCAAGAUGAUGAUGUAGUAGAGCAGUUAGGGCAACUUUGCAAAUUCGUAGUCUAGUCUUAGCUAUGUAUAACUAUGUGUUUUCCGAGCUUUUUCAAAUUACUGUUGUAAACUACUAAUGUUUGUAACCCUACCAGAAAUUGAAUUCUAUGUAUGUGUAUAACCGUCCUAUAUGUAACGACUUUAUAAACUUUCUAUACUUGAGAUAUAGCUAAAUGUGUAACUGGUUUUAAAAAAAAGGUUUAUGUGCAUUAAAAGUUUGGAUGUGUAUUAAAAUAUUUCCCUGGGCACUACGAUUUUACUACUAAAUGUAUUCCAUCAAAAUUGUGCAAAACUCCCAUGAGUUUAAGUUUAAAUGUUUUCUUUUCAAUAAAAUAUGCUAAAAUUCAAUUUUAGUGGAGAAUUAAAGAAGA
This is a messenger RNA of Drosophila ananassae, 6472 nucleotides long. RefSeq lists its product as uncharacterized. The record is from RefSeq and is a predicted model, not a curated record. The transcript is spliced from 9 exons. Lineage: Eukaryota; Metazoa; Arthropoda; Insecta; Diptera; Drosophilidae. The coding region runs from base 386 to 4966 and encodes 1526 amino acids.